This is a messenger RNA of Ipomoea nil (Japanese morning glory), 1010 nucleotides long. RefSeq lists its product as uncharacterized. The coding region runs from base 102 to 923 and encodes 273 amino acids. The transcript is spliced from 3 exons. NCBI's taxonomy places the organism in Eukaryota, Viridiplantae, Streptophyta, Magnoliopsida, Solanales, Convolvulaceae. The record is from RefSeq and is a predicted model, not a curated record.
CUGCGCCAAUCGCCAGGCAUUCACCGUCACUCCAUAAGCCAUCUCUCUCAUCGACCACUCCGCUCCAAGUCGUCGGUCAGCAUAGCCAUUAGCCAGUCAGGAUGGCGGAAGUUUCAGAAUUCGUAUAUGCUUAUUUCAUCAGCAAAGAAGCAAUUGUUCGGAUUAAACUCCCUAAGACACUUAAUAGAUCGUUCGAACACAAACCCAAAGUUGUUUUCUGUAAUUUACAUAAAACUCUUGCAGAAGAUAUGGGAGUCUUUAGCCACAAUCACAUUGUAUAUAUGGUUGGGGGCUUUCAUGGAUGGUCAUCACCAUAUGAAUAUGACAAUGUUUAUAUGUUUGAUCCAACCCAGUUUGACGAGCGGGAUUUUCCGGUUCCGGUUGAAAAUAUUGAACAACUUCCUUACUCAAAACUUGCACCCAUGGUUAAUCCUUUUGUCAUUCACAUUGAGGCUGGGUUUUACUUGCUCACAAUUACUGAUAGAAUAUGCAAGUCCUCUGGCGUGCCCUUUCCCUUGCGAUUUCAACACUUUGAUCCAACCCAUAAAGUGUUUGAAACCUGGCCACCCCCACCACUUUACCCACAGGAUUGUGAAACCUCCUCUCUUUUUCCCCCUCUACGCUGUUAUUUUUUAAUUAGAGGUUAUAUCUAUCUAUGUAUGGGAGGUCAAACUCGUACGCAUGCAUUUAAGUUCAACACCAUGAAAAUGGAAUCAGAAUGGGAGUGUUGCAAUGCCAUGUUGGAUACAUUUGACACGAAAUGUAUUUGCUUUCCCUUCGGUCAUUUUGGCAAUGUGGGGAUUUCAGAUGAAUUUGCUGAUGAGACUUGGAUUCUAGUCUUCCUUAAUUACGCUCAGCCCACUACAUACUAUGUUACCCUUCAUGAUGAUGGUUAUAUUGUGCCUAUAUCUUCCAGAUUUUGAUAUUGAUAUGCCUUACUCAAAGUCUUAUCUUAGACAUUUAUCUGAUAUGGGAGGUGGAAGAUUUUGUGUGAUACGCAAUUCUUUUUC